GUGAAACCGCUCGCUCGGAGACCGCCGUCGCCCCUUUUCCCGUCUUCCCUCCGCCGUCCGCUGCUUCAUUCAGGCUGUCACACUCAGAUCCCUUCGUUUUGAUCAAAAGCACUCAUUUCGUCUCAUUCGUGUGUGACCCGCACUCAAGAUGCAGAACGGCACAGUGAAGGACGAGAGGUUGUUCAACUUCUCUGCAGGUGCGCACAGGCACAGAUCCAUCAUGAAACAGCCUCGCUUGCAAGCUGCCUGCCUGUGCUGAUUCAUGCAUUGCUUUCGCAUCUGGUGUGUGUGUGGUUCAGGUCCCUGCAUGCUGCCUGUGGAGGUGCUGCAGGAGUGCCAGGACCACAUGAUGAACUGGAACGGAUCCGGCAUGGGCGUCAUGGAAAUGGUACGCUGGUGCACCAGGCCGUUGCCGUCCGGUCUGCCUGAUUCACACACGUGUUGCGUGUCACGUGUAUGCAGUCGCAUCGCGGCAAGGAGUUCGUGUCCAUCUACAACCAGACCGUGAGCGACCUGCGCGACAUCCUCCAAGUGCCGGACUCCCACUCGCUCUUCUUCAUGCAAGUAAGUGGGCUCAAACACAAACAAGGGGGCUGGGCUGCUGCACUGCAUGGUGCAAUCAAUACGACACCGCAUCCAUCGCAUAUAUCGGUGAACAUCCUAUCCUCUGCAGGGCGGAGCGACGACGCAGUUUGCGUCCGUGCCUCUGAAUCUGCUCAAGGAGCCGUCCAAUGCAGCUGACUAUGCCGUCACCGGGUAACCAACGAGCAAGCCAUUUGGUGUGCACGGGCGACUGUCUGUUCGUCUGAGUGCAGUUCUUGGGGCGACAAGGCCUUCAAGGAGUGCCAGAAGUACGGCAAGGCCAACAAAGGUGACUGACAACUGACACCGUACACCACAGAGAGCAUCGCCUCUUUUUCGCUUUGUUGGGUUUCUUUCUGGCCGCCAGUGUGCGACACCAAGUCGUCCAACUACACCUUCAUCCCUCCAGUGUCAGAGUGGAAAGUCAACCCAGGUACGCAAGACACCACACCCACAAUGGGGCCAUUGGAUAAGACGCUCAUCUUCGCACUGCCCCUUUUGUUUUGCUCGCAGAGGCCUCGUACCUGCAUUACUGCGCCAAUGAGACGGUCAGGAUGGCGGCGCAGCAGAAAUGGAAUGGCGGAUCUGAAGUAUGUUUAGUGCAUCUGUCUGUGUGUGUGUGCAGAUCUACGGCGUGGAGUUCAAGUCGACUCCCGACGUCGGUCUGCCCCUCGGUCAGCAACCAACGCUGCGUUGCAUUGUGCGUCUAGACCUGCGAUGGUCUGUCUGUUCAGUGUCUGAUAUGUCAUCGAAUUUCUGCUCCAAGCCCAUCGAAGUCAGCAAACACACACUCAUCUAUGGUGAGUGAGCACCGACCGAUGAGCAGCUUUCCUUUCAUGAACUGGAUGGUUCCGUGUGUCAUCCAUCAGCCGGCAUCCAGAAGAACCUGGGCCCUGCUGGCGCUGCAGUCGUCAUCGCCGACAAAGCAUGCCUUGGUGAGUGAGUGAGUGAGUGACGCACUCUUGCGCACACAAUGUGGCUCGUGUCGGUCGGUUGUCCAGGCAACGCCAAGUCCAUCUGCCCGACUCUGUUGGACUACAAGACGAUGUCUGACAGCGAGUCGAUGUACAACACGCCGCCCUGCUGGUCCAUCUACGUCGUCGGUGAGCUGAGAUGAACGGCAGGUGCACUGCACUCCAUCCCCUGCUGCUGGUGUGGCAUGUGUGCCAGGUCUGAUGGCGAAGUAUCUGAAGGAGAAGGGCGGGCUGGCAUUCUGGAAGGAAUGGAGCGAGAAGAAGGCCAAGAUCCUCUAUGACGCCAUCGACGGCUCAGAUGGUACGCCACGCCCACACAAUCACUGCUGGUCGUAUGUGCUGCUCACUCACCCAUGCUGGUGUUAUGCAGGUUACUUCAUCUGCCCCACUGCCAAGGACUGCCGCUCAAACAUGAACAUCCCAUUCAGGGUAAGCUACACACAUGUCCACCAAAGGUGUGUCCAUUUGCUUUCGGCUCCGUCAGGUUGGUCGCGGCGACGAGGCCCUGGAGAAGAAGUUCCUCGAAGAGGGAAAGAAGCACAAACUCGUCACACUCGUAAGACACGACGAGCAGACAACGCACGCGCAUUGCGAGGAAGAGACUGCCCAUGAGUGUGGUAUGCGUGCAGUCGGGGCACCGCACGGUGGGUGGCUGUCGAGCCUCGCUCUACAACGGCAUGCCCAUCGAGGGAGUGGAGACGCUCGUCUCGUUCAUGAGGGUAAGUGAGAGAGCCACGUCACCCGACGUGGUGAUGGAAGCAUAACUGGGCACGUCUUUGGCGUCUGCAGGAGUUCCAAGAGGCCAACCCGGAAUGAGAGAGACUGCGUAGCUGACUCGUGUCUCUUCGUAGUUGAUCGUGUUGAUUUGUAGCUGUCGUAGGC
Molecule: messenger RNA, 2438 nt
Organism: Vitrella brassicaformis
Lineage: Eukaryota; Vitrellaceae
Source: the annotation of a GenBank genome assembly